This is a messenger RNA of Impatiens glandulifera, 936 nucleotides long. RefSeq names its product WRKY transcription factor 71-like. Gene Ontology annotation, biological process: regulation of DNA-templated transcription. Lineage: Eukaryota; Viridiplantae; Streptophyta; Magnoliopsida; Ericales; Balsaminaceae. The coding region runs from base 27 to 911 and encodes 294 amino acids. The record is from RefSeq and is a predicted model, not a curated record. The transcript has 3 exons. Gene Ontology annotation, molecular function: DNA-binding transcription factor activity; sequence-specific DNA binding.
UCUUAAUUAAUUCUUCUACUUGUACCAUGUCUGAUGAAACAAGAAACUUCUUUUACCAUGACCCAUUCAUCUCCUCAACCAAUAAUUAUUCUUUCUCAUUCUCCAACAAUAUUACCACUUCACUUGGCCAUGGUCAUGGCCAUGAUCAUCAAUUAGGGUUUGAUCCUCAAUACACGAGCUUCACAAACUACGAUCAAUACCAAGCCAUGCAAAGAGACUUUGGUUUCUCAACCGCCCCGGAAUCUUCUCAAGUGUUUUCUAAUUCGGUACAAAACGAGCAUAAUCAUCAUGAAUAUUGUCCCGGCGUGACAAAUUCUUCGAUAUCUUCCUCGUCUACAGAAGCUGUUGGCGAGGAAGAUAAGAAGAAUAGUCUGCAAAGAGGCUCAGAUGGUAUUGAUGGUGGAGAGAGCUCAAAGAAACUGAUGCCUAAAGAGAAAGGAAUAUUAAAGAAGAAAGCAGAAAAGAAAGAAAGACAGGCUCGGUUUGCUUUCAUGACAAAGAGCGAAGUUGACCAUCUAGAAGAUGGUUACCGUUGGAGAAAGUAUGGACAAAAAGCUGUCAAGAAUAGCCCUUUCCCAAGAAGCUAUUACAGAUGCACGACACAAAAAUGCACGGUGAAGAAACGUGUUGAGAGAUGCUACGAAGAUCCAUCAACCGUGGUCACCACGUACGAGGGUCAACAUAACCAUUCCAUACCCUCGACAAUGAGAGGGGCAGGUCCGGUUUCGAAUAAUCACUUGUUAUCACAAUCCAAUAUUAAUCCAAUGAGCUUCUCCUCGAAAGACAUGGAAACAUCAAAAUUAUGCUCUCCCACUUAUGAGAUUCACCAACAGUUUCCUGAUUAUGGACUUCUACAAGACAUGCUUCCUUCCAUGUUUUUUUUGAAACAUGAGCAACAUCAAUAUCCAUGAAGACAGUCUCACCAUGUAUACAGAU